This is a messenger RNA of Lachancea nothofagi CBS 11611, 2709 nucleotides long. Lineage: Eukaryota; Fungi; Ascomycota; Saccharomycetes; Saccharomycetales; Saccharomycetaceae. The record is from the annotation of a GenBank genome assembly.
AUGGAUGACCAAACCCAAUUUACAGAAAGAGCAUUAACGCUCGUUACUUUAGCACAGAAGCUGGCACAAGAUCACCAGCAUGCACAAUUACAACCGAUCCACCUUUUAGCUGCGUUCGUUGAAACCCCAGAAGACGGGUCGAUCUCGUACUUGCAGAAUUUGAUCGAAAAAGCUCGGUACGACUACGAUGCUUUCCGCAGAACCGUGAACAAGCACUUGGUCAGAGUCCCACAGCAAAACCCAGCGCCUCCUCAGAUCUCGCCCAGUUAUGCGACCGGACAGGUGCUACAGGAAGCUGCCAAGAUCCAAAAACAACAGAAGGACUCUUUCAUUGCCCAGGACCACAUUUUGUUUGCUCUGUUCAAAGACUCCAGUAUCCAACAGAUUUUCAAAGAAGCACAAGUUGAAAUAGAGGCCGUGAAACAACAGGCACUGGAACUUCGGGGCAACCAGAAAAUUGACUCUCGGGGCGCCGACACCAGCGACACGCUCGAGUAUCUUAACAAAUAUGCCAUAGACAUGACUGAGCAAGCCCGUCAAGGUAAGCUCGACCCUGUCAUCGGCAGAGAAGAAGAAAUCAGAAGUACGAUACGUGUUUUGGCCCGCAGAAUCAAAUCCAACCCAUGUUUGAUAGGUGAGCCCGGUAUCGGUAAAACCGCCAUCAUCGAAGGUGUUGCUCAAAGAAUAAUUGAUGACGAUGUUCCAAGUAUCUUAUUUGGUUCUAAGCUAUUCAGUUUAGACUUGGCUGCACUUACUGCAGGAGCCAAAUACAAAGGUGACUACGAAGAAAGAUUCAAAGGCGUGUUGAAAGAAAUCGAGCAGUCCAAGACUCUAAUCGUUCUGUUCAUUGAUGAAAUUCACAUGCUAAUGGGUAAUGGUAAGGACGAUGCUGCUAACAUUUUGAAGCCAGCGUUGUCCAGAGGCCAAUUGAAGGUUAUUGGCGCUACGACUAAUAACGAAUACAGGGCCAUCAUUGAGAAAGAUGGCGCUUUUGAAAGACGUUUCCAGAAAAUUGACGUUCAAGAGCCCACUAUUAGAGAGACCGUUGCCAUCUUAAGAGGUUUACAGCAAAAGUACGAGAUCCACCACGGUGUGAGAAUCUUGGACAGCGCUUUGGUGACGGCUGCUCAGCUCGGUAAGAGGUACCUACCAUACAGAAGACUGCCAGACUCGGCGUUAGAUUUGGUUGAUAUUUCUUGCGCAGGUGUUGCUGUAGCCAGAGAUUCAAAACCGGAAGAGCUAGACUCGAAAGAGCGUCAACUGCAAUUGAUACAAGUUGAAAUAAAGGCUCUAGAAAGGGACGAAGAAGCCGAUCCAACAACUAAAGACCGUCUACAACAAGCCAAGCAAAAGGAAGCGUCUUUACAAGAGGAAUUGACUCCUUUGAGACAACGUUACGACGAGGAGAAACAGGGCCAUGAAUCAUUGACAAAAGCCAAGAAAAAGUUAGAAGAGUUGGAAACCAAGGCUCAGGAUGCAGAACGUCGCUAUGAUACUGCAACAGCUGCUGACUUGAGAUAUUUCGCAAUUCCUGACCUAAAGAAGCAGAUUGAUCAACUGGAAACCGAAGUCGCUGAGGAAGAAAAGCGCGCCGGAUCGGGCGCCAUGGUCCAAAACGUGGUAGACAGUGACACUAUCGCUGAAACUGCCGCUAGACUGACUGGUAUUCCCGUCAACAAGUUAACAGAAUCUGAAAACGAGAAGUUGAUCCACAUGGAAAGACACUUGGCUUCUGAAGUCGUCGGACAAAUCGAGGCCAUCAAGGCAGUAUCCAAUGCAGUUAGACUUUCUAGAUCUGGGCUAUCAAACCCAAGACAACCAGCAUCCUUUUUGUUCUUAGGGUUGUCAGGGUCUGGUAAAACGGAGCUGGCCAAGAAAAUUGCUGCCUUCUUAUUUAACAACCCCGACGCUAUGAUCAGAGUUGAUUGUUCUGAACUAAGUGAAAAAUACUCGGUAUCGAAGCUGCUGGGUACUACAGCCGGUUAUGUCGGCUUCGACGAAGGUGGAUUUUUGACAAACCAACUGCAACGUAAACCAUACUCGGUUUUGUUGUUUGAUGAAGUCGAAAAAGCACAUCCAGACGUGCUAACGGUUAUGCUUCAAAUGUUAGAUGACGGUAGAAUAACUUCAGGUCAAGGUAAAACUAUCGACUGUUCCAACUGCAUCAUCAUCAUGACCUCCAACUUGGGUGCCACUUUCAUCAACGCUCAAUCUGGUUCUCGUGUGGAUGAUCCAACAAAGGCUUUAGUAAUGGGUGCAGUGAAACAGCACUUCAGACCUGAGUUCUUGAACAGAAUCUCAAGUAUCGUUGUUUUCAAUAAGCUUUCACCAAAAGCUAUUCACAGAAUCGUCGAUAUCAGACUCAAGGAAAUUGAGGAGAGAUUUGAAGAAAAUGACAAGCACUAUAAGCUGGACGUUACACCAGAGGCCAAAGACUUCUUGGCCAGAAAUGGUUACUCGGAUGACAUGGGUGCGAGACCAUUAAACAGGUUGAUUCAAAAUGAAAUUUUGAACAAAAUGGCCAUCAAAAUCUUGAAGAAAGAAAUUCAGGAUAAGGAAACUGUAAGAGUGGUUCUCAAACCUAAUCAUGGCGAUGAGCCCUCUGAACUCGAGGUUUUACCUAACCACGAAAGUAAUGAUGCUGACAUGGAUGUCGACGACUGGGACGAUUUAGAGGACAGCAUGACUGAUGGCACUCCUCUAGACUAA